Gopherus evgoodei (Goodes thornscrub tortoise) is the source of this 4374-nucleotide messenger RNA. It is a transcript of the gene OXSM, whose product is annotated as 3-oxoacyl-ACP synthase, mitochondrial. Gene Ontology annotation, biological process: fatty acid biosynthetic process. The transcript is spliced from 3 exons. NCBI's taxonomy places the organism in Eukaryota, Metazoa, Chordata, Testudines, Testudinidae. Gene Ontology annotation, molecular function: 3-oxoacyl-[acyl-carrier-protein] synthase activity. The coding region runs from base 150 to 1538 and encodes 462 amino acids. The record is from RefSeq and is a predicted model, not a curated record.
UGAGGCCCUCCCCCCUUUUUCCUCACGUGGUUUAGCCCACCGCCAUUGGAGAAAGGCAGGGAGACAGAGUUGACCACAGAGGAGAGGGGGAGGUGAGAUACAGACAUCCGAGGAAUGGAAACAUAUUUCAGGUUACCCUGGUCUCCACCAUGAUCUCACAGUGCUUACCAGAUUUCUUUAAAAUUGUAAAUUUUCAUCACCGGAGUCCCAAAUUACAUCAAUGUUUAAGAAGUAGCAAAAAUGGUUUCAGCACCAAGUCACUUUCCAAACGUCAAAGGCGAGUAGUUGUCACAGGUAUUGGUUUAGUGUCUCCUCUUGGCGUUGGGACUCAAUUUGUGUGGAAUCGCCUUCUCCAAGGAGAAAGUGGGAUUAUCUCUCUGGAUGGGGAAGAAUAUACAAGUGUUCCAUGUAGAGUGGCUGCUUGUGUGCCAAGAGGAAAUGGCAAGGGUCAGUUCAGUGAAGAAAACUUUGUGUCAAAAUCAGAAAGCAAAUCCAUGUCUUCGGCCACUAUCAUGGCCUUGGGUGCUGCAGAGCUAGCAAUAAAAGACUCUGGUUGGCAUCCACAGUCUGAACUGGAUCACUUAACUGCUGGUGUGGCAAUUGGAAUGGGAAUGGUUCCACUGGAAGAUAUUUUCAAUACAGGCUUGACGUUUAAAACAAAAGGUUAUAACAAAGUCAGCCCAUUCUUUAUCCCUAAGAUCUUAAUCAAUAUGGCAGCAGGUCAGAUCAGCAUUAGACACCAGCUGAAGGGGCCCAAUCAUGCUGUUUCAACCGCUUGUACCACAGGAGCACAUGCUGUUGGAGAUUCCUUUAGAUUUAUAGGCCAUGGUGAUGCUGAUGUGAUGUUGGCUGGAGGAACAGAGGCUUCUAUUAGCCCCUUGUCUAUAGCUGCAUUUGCAAGAGCUCGGGCACUCAGCACUAACUUUAACUCAAGCCCUAAACUGGCAUGUCGACCGUUCCAUUCACAAAGAGAAGGAUUUGUAAUGGGAGAGGGUGCAGCUGUGUUGGUGUUAGAAGAAUAUGAACAUGCUAUGCAAAGAGAAGCCAGGAUCUAUGCAGAAAUUUUAGGUUAUGGACUCUCUGGUGAUGCUUUCCACAUAACAGCACCUAAUCCAGAUGGAGAUGGUGCUUUUAGAUGUAUGUCUGCAGCAAUAAAAGAUUCUGGAAUAUGUCCUGAGGAUAUAACAUAUGUCAAUGCACAUGCCACUUCUACGCCACUAGGAGAUGCUGCUGAAAAUCGAGCCAUCAAGAGACUUUUUAAAGAGCAUGCAUACACUCUUGCAGUUUCCUCAACAAAGGGAGCAACAGGACAUCUCCUGGGGGCUGCAGGGGCUAUAGAGGCAGCUUUUACUGCCCUGUCCUGUUACCAUGAAAUUUUACCACCUACUCUCAACCUGGAUAGAACCGAGCCGGAGUUUGAUCUCAAUUAUGUUCCGCUAACAGCCCUAGACUGGAAAAGUGAAAAACGACGCAUUGCUCUCACUAAUUCAUUUGGCUUUGGUGGUAGUAAUGCAACACUGUGCUUUGCCAAUGUUUAACUUACAAUGUGUAUGUGUGUGUAAAUACUACAAAUGCAAAUUGGUCAAUGCCCUGAAAAAUGAUUUGUGGACUUCAUUAUGUUUUGUUGUACUGUAACACUUUUUACACGAACCACAUCCCUUUUUAUUCAGUCACAUUGGAGACUUGCUUUUUUUUUUCCAAGUCUUACAGCGCUUACCUAUUUAUCCUUCAGACUACAAAAGAAUGAGUAUUGCUCUUUUAGAGUCUGAUCUUGCAAAUGCUAAGUGCUUUCUUUGAUUUCAUUCACUUCACUGGGAGGUUAGGAUGCUCUGCACUUGGCAGGAUUUAGUCCUUAAUAUUACAGUUCCUGUUUGAUCAACAACCCCGUUCAUCUCAUUCUCCCCUUUAAGAUACUGUUUGUAUUAUUUCUGGUUAUGCAGAACUUUGAAAUACCAAAUUCAGCACUUUAAUUAGGAAUGUCUUAUUUUAAAAAGAAAGGUAUUAAAGUUGGAAAUGCUCUAAAAUCUUUUAUAUUGAUAUUCAAAAGUAUAUACCACUGUUAAAAAAAAAACAACAGCUCUUUUUUUUUUUUAGGUCAUGUAAAAGUAGAAUCUAAAUGGAAUUGUUCUUGCAAAUGGUUUGGUAAAGAUGUGGCUCAGUUAGACAGAAAAAUAAACCUAUUUCAGCUUUUCUAAGUGAGGGGGAAUCUGUCAAAAUUGAGGACUUUAUUUACAUCAGUGCUAUAUCUUUUGCAACAUCAAAGAAGUAGACUCAGCUGAAUUGCCUUUUCCUCAAAGGAUUUAACAGUGAACAGAAAUGUAUUUGAUUUGAAAGCAUGAUGGUUUUGUGUUUUCUUUAUAUGUAUUGGUAAUCCUGAUUUUGUUUUAAAUUUUAAUAGAAAGAUUUAAAAUAAAUAAAAAUUCCCCUACCCUGUUUGCAGUUCAGAUAUUCCAGAUCCUGUCUGUCACUGACUCAUCUAUUUUAAUUUUCCAUGAUAAGUGAUAUGCAAAGGUAUAUAGCAUAAAUAGUGAAAAGUAAAUUAUAAUUUCAAAAUUCAGUUUUACUGACCUGUGCUGUUAAUGUGGGAUAUAUUGCCAUUGAAAUCCAUGGGUGUUAAAUGAGUUCAGCACCUUGCAAGUUAGGGUGCAUAAGAACGCAGCUUCUGUUUUCUAAUAAUAUGUCAUGUUUAUCUUGACAGGGUUCCUUUAACUUCAUAAAGAGAGGUUUUUUUGAUGCACUGAAUUCAAAUGAAAUGAAGUGCUGAAUUUAUAGCUGCUGCAUCUCUUACCUGGUAACAUCAUUUUGAAUCUGUCAGUUUAUGACUUUAUAAACAACUUAGUUGUUCUGUUAAAAAUGAAUCAAAUAUAAAAUUUCACACAGAAAUAUAUUUACCUUAGAAACUUUUUUUACACUUGCUCCUCACAUCAUUAGUACAAGGUUUGAAUUCAAAGACCUUCAUCAAGAUGAAAUUACUCUGGUUAUACAUGUGGGUAUCUAUUUAAUUUAGUAAAUGAAGACAUAAGGUUAAACAAUCUCACUCAAAGACAGAUGGAAAUUUGUCCUUCUGUUGUGCUAUAAUGCCAUAUAAUAAGGUAGAACUUUCUUGUUGGAUCAGAAAAGUGGUCCAUCUAGUCCAAUCCUGUCUCCAGCAGUGGCUAGUACCAGCUGCUCUGGGGCAAGGUGCACAAAAUCGUGCAAUAGGCUGUUAUAGGGAAAAUUUCUCCCUCCCUCCACUCCCAGUUCUUAGAGAUUUGCAUAUGAUAUAAACCAUCAGGGUUUAUGUAUCUUCCAAAUCUUUUAAAAAAUAUUUACUAUUAUAAUUCUAGAUAGAUAUAAAUGUCCAGUCCUUUUUCGAAUCAUGCUAAGCUUUUGGCCUCAAUGAUAUGUAUAAAAGAACUGUUAAGUGCACAGAACUAUUAAGAGCAGUCGUUGAAAAUGAAGGCUUGAACUCAUGGUCUCCUGAAUACAUCUCUCUCUGAAUACAUCUUUGUGCUAGUCUACAGAAUAUUUUUAUUUUAGGAAUUACAUAGCAUGCUUUUUUAAUAGAUCUCCAUGUGCUUUAUAGUAGUAAGUAUCAUCCCUAUUUGGUUUGGUGAUAGGGAAACUGGGGUACAGAAAAGAUAAGUGACUUGAGCCAAGCUUACAUAAUUGAGAACAUUACUGGAACUGGGAACAGAAGCCAGGUUCCCUUUCAGUUACUGUGACCUAUCCAGACUGCUAGUUAAUGGAUGAAAACAUGGAUCCUAAUGAAAGUUAUAUUGAUUCUCACAGCUACAGUUAUGCACCAUGUCAAGUUAUGGAUAACUAAUUUAUGGGGAGAUAAAGCGUGCUAUAUGAGGAUAGACAAUAUUUAACAGUAAAGGGAAAAAGAUGGGGGUCCUAUCAUGAUUAGAUGUUCAAUUUUUAAGAAGUGUUAAUGGUGAACAAUACAAGAUACUGCUGAAAAAAUAACAUUGAAUUGCAUAUUAUUUGUAUUACCAUAGUACUUAGGAACCUAGUCAUUGACCGGGACCUCAGUGUGCUAGGUGCUGCACAAACACAGAACAAAAUAGCAUCCCUGCCGCAAGGGGCUUACAAUAAGUGUCAAAAUCUGAUAGAUGCAAAUGUGAAAGUUGUGUUUUAAAGCAAAAGUUGUAAGUAUAGUGCAAGGAUACCCACAUUAUGCCAAUACUAGUAACACAUUGAUCACUGCCUUUUUACUUACUUGGGGUAGCUCUUUUAUAUACUCAUGGCACUAAAAUUACUUAGAAAUGUUUAUACAAGCUGAGGGGGGCCCAUUAAAAAGCCGGAUCUCUGUAUACUGUGUGGGAAUUGAUGACUCUAAGAUGAUGGUACAAGGUAUAUUAAUAAACUGUCCCCACUUGGUACCUUCUA